Messenger RNA from Cucurbita pepo subsp. pepo (vegetable marrow), 981 nucleotides. Its product is annotated as putative pectinesterase 29. The record is from RefSeq and is a predicted model, not a curated record. Gene Ontology annotation, molecular function: pectinesterase activity. NCBI's taxonomy places the organism in Eukaryota, Viridiplantae, Streptophyta, Magnoliopsida, Cucurbitales, Cucurbitaceae. Gene Ontology annotation, biological process: pectin catabolic process; cell wall modification.
AUGGCAAUGAUGAUAAUAUUUGUAAGAGGGAAUGAAGAUGAACGUUAUAGAAGCGUGGGAGGGAAGAAAUUGGCAUGGCGGACAGUGGUUGUGGAUCAGAGCGGCCAUGGAAAUUUCUCAACCAUUCAAGCCGCCAUUGAUUCUGUUCCUUCAAAUAAUAUGUUCUGGGUCUCCAUUCAUAUCAACCCUGGUAUUUACAGAGAGAAGGUGAAAAUCCCAUAUGAUAAGCCGUAUAUCAUCUUGAAAGGACAAAGAAGAAAAACAACAAAGGUUGUCUGGAACGACCAUUUCACUCUUGCUCAAAGUCCUACUUUCACUUCUUCAGCUGAUAAUGUUGUCGUUAAAUCCAUCACUUUUGUGAAUUCGUUUAACUUUCCAUGGACUAAUGGAAAUCGAAGAGCUCCAGCAGUUGCAGCUAUGAUCACUGGCGAUAAGGCUUUGUUUUAUAAAUGUGGCUUCUAUGGUGUCCAAGAUACCUUGUGGGAUGAUCAAGGUCGACAUUAUUAUCAUCGUUGCGUCAUUCAAGGUGCUGUCGAUUUUAUUUUCGGAAGCGCUCAAUCCAUUUUUCAGGGAUGUUCGAUAUCAGUGGUGGGAGAAGCACUUCUUCCAUUGGGGUCUACAAGCUUCAUAACAGCACAAGGAAGAACAGACCCAAAUGAUGCAAAUGGGUUUGUUUUCAAAGAUUGCAAAGUGUUUGGGAGUGGCUCAGCUUUCUUAGGAAGGCCAUGGAGAGGCUACUCAAGGGUUAUCUUUUACAAUUCUAGCUUCUCCAACGUCAUAAACCCUAGUGGUUGGGAUCCUUGGCAUUUUGUUGGUCAUGAGGACCAAUUAACCUAUGCAGAGUAUGGUUGCUACGGACCAGGUUCCGACAUGUCGCAUCGAGUAAAAUGGGAAAAGAAGCUGGAUUUGGAUGAAAUACAACAGCUAACCGACAUGAGUUUUAUCGAUACUGAAGGUUGGAUGCAAGAUCAACCUUGGUAA